Cylas formicarius (sweet potato weevil) is the source of this 3451-nucleotide messenger RNA. RefSeq lists its product as uncharacterized. Gene Ontology annotation, cellular component: membrane; cytoplasm. The record is from RefSeq and is a predicted model, not a curated record. The transcript has 14 exons. The coding region runs from base 39 to 3422 and encodes 1127 amino acids. Gene Ontology annotation, molecular function: scavenger receptor activity. NCBI's taxonomy places the organism in Eukaryota, Metazoa, Arthropoda, Insecta, Coleoptera, Brentidae.
ACUCUCUAUUAGGUAUCAGUUCCGCGCCAUCAUCUCUUAUGCAAACAUUAAGAGGCCAGCUAAAGAAGGCCCCGUCUCGAUUGACCUACUUCAGGCAGUUGCCCUUUUUUCCAUUUCCGUACGCGGUAUUCCUUCGCAGGAUAACAGGUACCGCCAGUAGCGGAAAAAUGCAGUACCCGCUCAAGAUAAUCAUAGCGUCCGCGGGCGCCAUGUUUUUUAUAGUCCUUUUCGGGUUUGUAGUGUUCCCGAAAAUUAUCACCAGUAAAGUGAAGGGGAUGGUGAAUCUCAAACCCGGAAGCGAAAUCAGAGAUAUGUUCCUCAAAGUGCCGUUUCCGUUGGAGUUUCGCGUCUAUGUCUUCUCCGUUCUCAAUCCAAUGGAUGUUCAGGGAGGUGCUAUCCCGAAUCUACAAGAAAUAGGUCCAUUUUGUUACGAAGAGUGGAAGACUAAAAUCAACGUCCAGGAUAACGAGGGUGACGAUACCAUAAGCUACAACGCGGUCGACACGUUCCAGCCGGCCAGUUGGCCAGGGUGUCUCACAGGAGAAGAAGAAGUUACGGUGCCUCAUCCCAUGAUACUCGGUAUGGUAAAUACGGUGGUGAGGAUGAAGCCUGGGGCGAUUAGUCUGGCUAACAAAGCCAUCAAGUCCAUCUACGAGAACCCACCGUCGAUUUUCAUAACCGUCAAGGCCAAAGACCUGCUGUUCGACGGAGUAGUGAUCCAUUGCGGAGUUAAGGACUUCGCAGGGAAGGCCAUCUGCACUACCCUCAAGGCGGAACCCUCGCUGAGACAGAUCAACGAGGAUGACAUCGCGUUCUCCCUCUUCGGACCUAAAAACGGGACUCCCAGCAAGACGAUAGUAGCUCUGAGGGGAGUCCAGGAGAGCCGCAGCGUCGGUAAAAUCGUCACCUACGACGGCGAGAAGAAGCAGGGCGUGUGGAACGGUACCAAAUGCAACCAGAUUCUCGGCACCGACGGCACAAUUUUCCCUCCUUUCCUGAAGAAAGAGGAAGGCCUUAUGUCGUUCUCCCCCGACCUCUGCAGGUCGUUGGGGGCCGUCUACGAGAAGAAGGCAAAGUACGAGGGCAUCCCCGUGAGCGCCUAUUACGCAAGCCUAGGCGACCAGUCAAAGAACGCGGACGAGCGAUGUUUCUGCACUACGCCAGAAACGUGUAUGAAAAAGGGACUAAUGGAUUUGUUCAAGUGCUCGGGAGUUCCGAUAUAUGCUUCGUUGCCUCAUUUCUAUGACUCGCACGACAGCUACUUAAAGGGAGUCAAGGGUCUUCAGCCGAACAAGGAAAAACAUGGGAUCCGGAUCUUGUUCGAAUCGACGACUGGAAGUCCGGUGUACGCGAAAAAAAGGCUGAUGUUCUCGAUGCCGCUCGAGCCCAACCCGAAAGUUGACCUCUUCACCAACUUUACCGAAACGAUCUUUCCGUUAUUUUGGGUCGAGGAGGGCGUCGAACUUAACAACACUUACACGAAACCUCUGAAGGAUCUGUUCAAGAUUAAAAAGAUCGUUAAGGUCGUGAAGUACCUUGUGCUGUUGGGAUCACUGGCGGGUAUGGGAGCAGGGGCUUACCUCCAUUUCACUCAGACUGCGCAGACCAGCUUGGAACCGGUGCGCAAGGUGAAACCUGCUCCGGAUACCAAAAGUCCGAUAAGUACCGUAUACAACGGUAACAGUUUGGAAGCUGCCAACGGAAAUCUGAGCGAAAAAACGUUAAUAUCUCAGGUAAGUACGAUGCUUAUUCGGAUGGGUAUCCCGCCAGUGCGUUUCGACAACCAUAAUGCAUUGUUUAACAUAAAAGUCGAGAUUUUUCUCUCUCCCAACGUAACCAUGAAAAUCCCGCUGACUGUGAUCGUCGCCUCUGGUGUCAUCCUUUUCGUCUCGGUACUCAUGAAACUCUUCGUUUUCGACGCAGUGAUGAGGACUGCGAUCAGGGCGCAAACGUGUCUCAAGUUAGGUAGCGAGAUCCGGGGGAUCUACUUAAAAAUCCCCUUCCCACUCGACUUCAAAAUAUAUUUUUUCAACGUGACCAAUACCAUAGGAGUGCAGAACGGAUCGGUGCCCAUCCUGAAGGAAAUCGGACCUUAUUGGUACAACGAGUACGUUGAAAAAGUGGACGUCAUCGACGAUGAAGCCGAAGACAGCCUGACGUAUUCCCCCGCGUUCCGUUACGAGUUCAACCAAGAGAAGUCCGGAUCGCUAAGUCAAGAUGACUACGUCACGAUCUUACACCCCCUGAUAGUGGGUAUGGUCAAUCAAGUCAAGCGAGAUUUUGCUGCGUUUCUUCCCCUCGUGAACAAAACAAUCUCCGACAUCUUCAGGGAACCCAAGUCUAUUUACCUCACUGCCAAAGUGCGGGACAUCCUGUUCGACGGUAUCGAAAUCAACUGUAACGUAAAAGAUUUCGCGUCGACGACGGUGUGCUCCCAAAUCAAGCAGGUGCCCGGCAUCAAGACCAAGAAAGGCGAGGAAAAAAUUUAUCUUUUCUCCCUCUUCGGAUCGAAAAACGGAACGUCGUCCAAAAGAUUUAAAAUCCUCCGAGGUAUCACCAGAUCCAGAGACUUGGGAAGGCUCUUGGAGGUGGAUGGCCAAAAGGAGAUCAAAUUGUGGAAAAAUAACAGGUGUAACCGUUUCAACGGCACAGACGGCUGGAUAUUUCCACCGAUGCUUUCAGCGGAGGAAGGUCUCUGGGCCUACUCUACCGACCUUUGUAGAAACGUGGAGGCCAAGUACGUUAGAGACCUGCACUACAAAGGACUCGCCGUGAGGAGUUACGAAGCAGAUUUGGGGGACGCGGAACAUCGUGAGGAAGAUCGGUGUUACUGUCCCAAACCAGAGCAGUGUUCCAAGAAAGGAGUGAUAGAUCUGAGCAAGUGUUUGGGCUCGCCUAUCAUCGCCACGUUGCCGCAUUUCCUGGACACAUACGAAGAGUACUUGGAUCAAGUCAAGGGCUUAAAGCCUGAUCCGGAGAAGCACAAGCUUCAGAUAAUCUUCGAACCGAUGACAGGUACACCAGUCGAGGCGGCCAAAAGGAUCCAACUCAACAUGUUUGUAGAACCCAAUGACCAAAUCGACCUGAUGAACUCGGUACCGAUGACUCUUCACCCCAUAUUUUGGAUGGACGAGAGCGCGGUAGUAGAGGGAGAUUUAUUGAAAAAACUCCAAAACAUAUUCCUGAUGACGCGAGCUGUCAGCUGGGUGCUAUGGUUAGUCAUGGCACUCAGCGCGAUAGUGUUUGGAGUCACCUUCUACCAACACAAGAAAAACAGGAGUCGGUUCAAGGUUACGAUGGUUCACGAGUUCGGCGGGGGUAAUCAAACUAAGGAUACUAACGUGUUGACACGUCGAGGAAUCGAUGAAAAGGCCGGAGUAGAUAACAAUGCCAUGAGGGAUAACGAAUUCGAUAAAUAUUAAAUAAAGCUCGAGUGGUGUUAUUUAUUUUA